This is a messenger RNA of Dichomitus squalens LYAD-421 SS1, 372 nucleotides long. RefSeq lists its product as uncharacterized. NCBI's taxonomy places the organism in Eukaryota, Fungi, Basidiomycota, Agaricomycetes, Polyporales, Polyporaceae. The record is from RefSeq and is a predicted model, not a curated record. The transcript has a single exon. Bases 1 to 372 code for a protein of 123 amino acids.
AUGCGCUUCUACCACGCGCACCUGCCGUGGUACAUCGACGUCGGAUCGCAGAACCCGGCCGGAGUGACGCUCUACGACAUGUUCACCGCCAUCCACAUGUGCAUGAUGACACCGAUCGAGAACGCGGACUACUACAACGUCGAGAUGAACUCCGAAGCGCGUGCGCAGGUCGCGGACGCGUGGGCAGCACGGUGUCGGACGGAGGGGGAGCGCCAGCAGGGCAUCAGGCGUGUCGACUAUCUCAUGGGGCGGUGCAUCAUGGAGGGCAUCCAGAUGGGCAAGGACGGGAUGUGGGAGAUUAGGACGAGGAGAACAGACCCUUUGGUAGGCUUCAACUCCGCUGAGGUGAUCCGAAGGUGCGAGAGUCGUUGA